This is a messenger RNA of Microstroma glucosiphilum, 1709 nucleotides long. RefSeq lists its product as hypothetical. Bases 8 to 1438 code for a protein of 476 amino acids. Lineage: Eukaryota; Fungi; Basidiomycota; Exobasidiomycetes; Microstromatales; Microstromataceae. The record is from RefSeq and is a predicted model, not a curated record. The transcript has 4 exons.
CGUCACGAUGCCCGCCAAGUCAAGCCGAGACUCCGUCGAGGCGCUUCUGUCGGACCUUGACAGUCUUGGGACCGACGCUGCUACCGCGCCUCCGCGUGCCUCCUCGGCCACUUCCUCCACCAAGCGCACCUCCGCUCGAGCGCAGCCUUCACACAUUCGAGGGGCCGAUGAUGACGCACAAAGCCUCCUCGACGAUCUUGACAAUCUAGUCCAGAGACGAGCAGCCACGCCAAAGCGUGUAGCAGAGCUGACGCAGGGCUCAUCUCACGGAGCAGCUUCGCCUGACUCUCCCAGCCCCAGCGCCCCCGCGACCACCGGUAUACCGGAGACCGCGACGGUACCAUUAUCCGCGGGAGCAGGACUCACACGGUCGCCCUCGGCGCCCAUUGAUGAAGGUGACUCUGUAGCCGCUCAGGCGGCUUCGAAGCUGGGGGCGGCCCCUCUUCCAGAGCAGCAGCAGCAAGCAGCUUCACAAGCCUCAGCGACGGCCAGCAGCAGCGGAGGAUGGAACAGCUGGGGUAGUGUGUGGUCUACCGCUAGCAAGCUAGCAGAUCAAGCGCGAGCCGAAUUGGAAAAGAGAGCCCAGAGUGAGCAGGCCAAAGAGCUGACCAACCGAGGAUGGGGCCUGGCUCAAAAUGUGAGAGGGUUCGUCAAGGAGGCGGGGCUGGAGAAACUUGGGGAAGACUUGGGCAAAGCUGGAAAGAGGGGAUGGACGGAGGUGUUGAAUGCAGUUGCCCCUCCAAUCUCAGCCCACGAGGUUAUUCAAGUGACCCUCUCCCACGAUAUGGUGGGCUUCGAUGGGGUGGAAGACGUGACGUUCCAGGUCUUUGCGCGUGUCAUGGAGUCUCAAGUCAGCAGAGGACUGGAGCAUCAGCUCAUCGUGAACAAAGCGCCGCGGGCUCGUCAGAGCAGCGAUGCGCGAGAGGCUCAAGAGGGAGGAUCUCAGGAGCGAGAUAUGAAAGCCAUGGAUGGUUACGAGGAGGCAUGGGCGACAGCAGAGAAAGCAUUGUCAGCCCUGAUCGAGACCCACGAGCCAGAACGCCCGAAGACGAACAGCGUGACUGUACCUGUCAGCUAUUGUCCUGUCUUCCUCAGAGUUCAAGCCGUCCAUGCUACUCUGCCUGGGUCUGGAUCGUUCAAGGGCACAUCAACGUCCGCGACGCCCUCACAAUCCUCAUCGACUUCUCCCUCCUCUUCAGCGGAUCAGCUCUAUGUCUCCUUCCUGCUAUUGCUGCAGGAUCCAAGUCACGGACUGAGCCACAGGACGUGUAGCCAAUGCUUCCCGGUCUCAUGGUUGUCGCAAUCAUUUGAGCAGAAUCCGUGGAUUGAGCAAGCUAUGGUCGACAUUCUCGACGGAGCGCUCGGUAUCAUCGGGCAGGAUUACAUUAACGGGAGGCAGAGCGGUCGAAGUCGCAGUGCCGAGAAGGAUGAGGUGUAAAGCUCAAGGUCAGCGUACGCGGGACGGCGAAGAUAGGCCCGUAUGCCCAAUAGGAAGGGGCAGAAGUCAAAGUGAGAUGAUCUAGUCUUCAGCCCAUACCUUUCGCGGGAAUUGACCUAGGAACAAGCUUGGCCGCACCACCCAUAGUCCUAAUCAGCACCAGACCAGAACGGUCUCUGGAUUGUGUUGACGAAACAAGCUCCCUUCAGAGUGCAGACCCAGCAGCCGGAGCUUCAUGCUGGCAACGACUCGUAUUCCCGCUCGCAUGGUG